Molecule: messenger RNA, 1122 nt
Organism: Macrosiphum euphorbiae (potato aphid)
Lineage: Eukaryota; Metazoa; Arthropoda; Insecta; Hemiptera; Aphididae
Source: the annotation of a GenBank genome assembly
AUGUCUUGUGUUAGUGGACUACCAAAAAAUUACAAUGGCCCAAACACUGCAAUCAGCCAGAAACAAAAUGUGGUAAUACCACCUAAGUAUCAACCACCACCAAGUCCUAAUCGUCAAUAUAAUGUACAACUAAGCAAUUAUCCGCCAACUAAUAUUGACAGGAGGCAACAAGGUGAAAAGCCAUAUGCUAAUACUGCCGAAAACCAUAGAUAUAGAACUUUGCCCGGAGAGCAACCAUCGGAUAUGCUGAAGUUUGUACGAAAAAUAGAUUCGGACAAUUCAAACAAAAUAACUCCAGAUCAGGUAGGGCAGUUGAUGUCAGAAAUCAAUAGCUUAAAAGAAGUGAAUCAAAGACUGAAUGACGAAAAUCAAGAGUUACGAGAUUUAUGUUGCUUUUUGGAUGACGACAGACAAAAAGGACGAAAACUAGCAAGAGAAUGGCAGAGAUUUGGAAGAUAUACAGCUUCUGUUAUGAGACAAGAAGUUGCUGCAUAUCAGGUGAAAUUAAGACAUCUUGAAGCCAAACAGCAGCAUCUCAUUGAAGACAACAUUGAACUUAAGGAGUUAUGUUUAUACUUGGAUGAAGAACGAAGUGGUCCAAACAGAUUGAGGGAUAACUCUGUAUGUAGAGUUUGUGGAAAUUCUACAGGUUCUGGAAAUAUACCUGAAGAACUACAUAGAAGAGAUGAAGGUGAUGGAAGCAGCUCUUCGACAAAUGCUGAUGAAAAUAUGAUAACUGGUAAUCAGAGUCAAGGCUCAUAUCAUAGACAAUUACAUCAGUCAAAUGAUCAAAAUUUACCUCCAGAUCAAAGAUCAUUGAAUUAUAUCAGACAACUUGAAGCCAAGGUUAAAGAGUUAGAAGAAGAAAAAACUAAGCUAUCUAAAAAGAUGAUCCAAGAAGAAAAAAUUGAUCAAAAAAUCAAUAACUGGAAUACUGAUGGUUCUUUUCCGAAAAUGACACAUCCUGAAUCGGUUUUGACUGCACUUCAAGUAUUGGAGCUACGUGAACAAUUAGAAGGCAAAGGUGAUGAGACCUGCAGUGGUGUAGACAUGGAAGAUGAAGAAAAGGCAUUACUUAGAGAAAUGUGCAAUGUGGUAUGGCGGAAACUGGAAGAUGCUUAA